Molecule: messenger RNA, 1962 nt
Organism: Mollisia scopiformis
Lineage: Eukaryota; Fungi; Ascomycota; Leotiomycetes; Helotiales; Mollisiaceae
Exons: 2
Coding region: 190-1869 (559 amino acids)
Biological process (GO): transmembrane transport
Cellular component (GO): fungal-type vacuole membrane; plasma membrane
Molecular function (GO): transmembrane transporter activity
Source: RefSeq, a predicted model, not a curated record
CGCGGCAUUCUAGCUUGCCUUGCCCGACCUUCUAGAAGGCGUCCCCUUUCCGGCAAAAUACAUAUGUAGGUCCAGCGCGUGUCGCUGAACCCUUCCAGCUGAAGGUGGUGAGCGUCGCGACUCUUCUUCUUGUCCUCCUCCUCCUCCUCCUCUUCUUUUCUUGUUUAAAAAUCGACAUCAACUGUCACCAUGUCAGACUUUGUACACGGCGAUCAGGCCGAUGCGAGACCUAGCCACGAUGGCAAGCACCCUCCCGCCUACGACGUUGAAGCCGCGGCCCACGAGAAAGAAUUGCAUGGGGAAACCUUUGCGGCGCAAGACGAUGUCCAUAGCGAUUCUGUCGAGGUGAUCAAGGCUCGAGAACUUCGAUCAAGAGGAUUCUUCAAGACGAUGCGCGAUGGUGAAGAAUGGCUCGAUGCCAAGAUGGGUAUUGAGACUCAGGGCAUCGAUCGCAUCCAUGAAGAAGACAAGAAGCCUCCGUCUCUGAUCAAUGUCUUCUUCCUCUGGUGGUCGCUUACUUGCCAUGUGGGAACUCUGCCAAUUGGUGUACUUGGUCCCGAAUUCGGUCUCUCACUCAAUCAGUCAAUUGCAGCUAUUGUUGUCGGUACUAUCCUCGGCGCUCUUUGCACUGCGUAUACUGGUACUCUUGGUCCCAAGCUCGGUCUUCGUGCCAUUGCCACAUCUCGAUACUCAUUUGGUUUCUGGGGAGCUAAGCUUUGCUCUGUUCUCAACGUUGUUAUUGGUGGUGGUUUCGCCGUCGUCAAUGUCGUCGUCGUUGGACAAAUCCUUUCCGCCGUCUCCGACUACCACAUGACAAUCGCUGUUGGUUGCGUAAUCAUUGCGGUCCUCAGUUAUGUGAUCUCCGUCUUCGGUUUCGCGCUCAUCCAUACUUUCGAGAAAUACUCCUGGAUCAUGACCUUCAUCCUGAUGCUCAUCCUUAUUGGCCAAGUUGCAGACAAGGUUGAUCCUAGCAUUCCAGGAGAGGACACCGGACUUGGACUAGCAGGAUCCUUCCUCAGUUUCCUCGCUAUCAACUUCUCGUCUGCUUCCGGAUGGUGUUCUAUUGCUUCAGAUUACUACUGCAACUACCCCGCCAACACCAAGUCAUGGAAGAUCUUCUUCCUGACUCUAUUCGGCAUCUCCAUUCCCACCAUCUUCGUGACAGUCAUCGGCGCCUGCCUUGGAAACGCAGCAGUGAGCUCUGAAGUCAACGACACGCUCUCAGCCGCCUAUACAAACCACGGCCUCGGAGGUCUCCUCUCAGUCUCCUACCACCCCUUACCAUGGGCCAAGUUCUGCCUCGUCUUCCUCACCUUCUCCGUGCUCGGGAACAACAUCGCAGUCAACUACUCCUCGGGCCUCAGUCUCCAGCUCCUCGGCCACUACUUCCACGCCAUCCCCCGCUUGAUCUGGUCCCUGAUCAACGCCGUUGUUAUCGCCGUCCUCGCUAUCGCUGGUCGUCAACAUUUGUCUGUUAUUGUCAGCAAUUUUGUCUCUUUGUUGGGAUACUGGACUGUAUCGUUCACUUUGAUCCUUUUGAUUGAGGAUCAGUAUUUCAGGCGUCGUACGGGGUAUGAUUUGAAUGUCUGGGAUGUUCCGGGGAAGCUUCCGUGGGGUGUGGCAGCUGUUUUGGCGCUGUUGACGGGAUAUCUGGCUGGUGGUGUUACGGGGAUGAGUCAAACUUGGUAUAUUGGUGAGUUAAACCCCCUUUCUUCAUUUCUGAUUGGAAAUGCUAACGAGUUGAAAGGUCCUAUUGCAGCUAAAUUUGGCGGAUUUGGUGGUGAUGUUGGAAUUUACCUCUCGGGUGUCUUUACCCUCAUCGUUUAUCCGCCAGCUAGGUGGUAUGAGCGAAAGCUUACUGGACGUUGAGAUGGCUUUGUGAUGGCAGCGACUUAUUAUAUAUGGCUAUGAUAUAUAAGUUUUUGCAUAUAUUUCAAUGUUUAAUAUUUAUCAAUUUUGAAA